AUGCAAAAUGACACCGAAUCAACAACAGAUACCAUCACUAUCGGUAAUUGUAGUAUCGCCAGCCCAAACCCUUUACAAGAAAUAGACACAAACACCAUGCGAUUUAAGACGUUCAGAGUUAAAAAAUCAUCUUCGAAAACCAUCGCUUCCUCAUCGUCGUCGUCGAAUCAAGAUGAAAAUGACGGAUCAAAUUACCGUCAACUGCUCGUGGUGAAAACUCCACAAAACUUGGAAGUCUCUCUUGAAGCAGAUAUCGCAAAAUUAGAAAAAUUGUACCGCCAAGAGCUUGUGAAAUCAUCUCAAUUGAAUAAUGAACGGGAAUUAUUGGAAGUUAAUUUGCUAUCAAAAGAGAAAAUCAUCCUCAGUCAACAGAAACAAAUCAAAACCACCCAAGAAUUGUUGAACAACUACAAGAAAAACAUCAAUGAUGAAUUGACAUUUUUUGAAAAUGAUUACAAGAUUUGGCUCGAAGAAAAACAAUCUUACGAAUCAAAAAUCAGUGCAUUGCAAAAAUUGCUUGCAAGAAAUGGCAUCGAAAUUACUAGACCUGAAUCAGUUCAUAGUCAAAAUAACCUUACCAACGAUAUCGAUGGCUUGUUAGAAGAAAAUAACGCCAUUAGAGCACAGAUCGAUUGUUUACAUAUGCAAAUCAAUUCACUUACCAACAAAAGUUCAAUCGAGUUACUGUUCAAGGAUAAUUUGAUGAUCGAAUUAGAAAAGUUAACUCAAGAGAAAGAGAGUUAUUUGGAAACCAUUGAGUCUUUAAAAGCAGAAUUGGAAGAGGCGACAAAACAAUUUACAGAUCUUAAUGAAAAUAUUUCUUUCCACCAAAUAUUCAACAACAAUAAUCACAAUGAUAUCCAAUCAAACUUUUCUUUCCAUUUGGAAGCUGAAUCAAAUCAUGGAAGUUAUUCCAGUGAGGUCAAAUUGAACCAUAAAUCCGAGGAAAAUAAAGAAAUGUCAAAUACUCUUGAUAAAGAAAUCAGCUCAUUCAACUCUACCGAAUACAGCAACAUCAGUACUGAAUUCAAAAACCUUGAGAAGCAGUAUAAAUCCCAAAAUAAUGUCUUGACCGAUGUCAAAUUCGAGUUGAAUAGCGCGAAACAAGAAAAUCAACAAUUAUUCUUCUUUAUCAACCAAUUGAUCAUUGAUAAUGAUAAUUUGCAAUCUGAAUUGUCUAAAUUCAACCAUCAAAUUGAAUUGCAGCAACCAUCGGAUCCAUUAACUGAUGUGUGCGAAAGAAACGCUGCCAUCAAGGACUUUAUCAAUUCGUCUAAAAAUGAUCAAAGUGAUAAUGACGCCAAACAUAAAAGUUCUCAAGAAGGAUCUGAUAAUCUUUUAACCAAACUCUGGAAUCGCAGCUCCAUUAAGGACAUCAAUAAUUUGAUCACCAAGAAUAAGAAGGUUUUGAUGAAGAAAAACAUGUUACGGGCUUCCUCAAUGAGCGCUACGGAGUCGAUAAAUAGUGAGCAUAGUAGUAGCUAUUCCCAUAAUCAACCACUCACACGAUCCAAAACUUCGAAUUUCCGGUACUUCAAGAAAAACAACCGGAUCAGCAGAAUCAUUUCCAAUAACAUUGAUUCUAAUUACUCUUUAAGGGAUGAUAAAAAGAAGAGAAACACUAUCAUUGGAGUGAUGAGACAUGACACUGCUUCUGAUGGUGUUGUGGAUGAAUGCAAUCAAGAAGCUGAUGAAAGUAUUGUUCUCAACUUGAAACCAUUGAAGAUCUCCAAGCACUCGCGCAAAAAUUCUGAUCUUGAAGAUUUGGAAAUUAUGCCUAAUAAUCAUGGUUCUGAUGCUGGAUCUAUAAGCAGUGCAAAGAUGUAUAAUGUCGACGAAGAUGUGGGAAAUGUGAGCUUGAAUGCCCUGAUUGAUUUGAAGAAUUUGCAAACUAGUAAAUUCAAUAGACGAAUUUUCUUGAACAAAGAAGUUUUUGGCAAUGACCUACAUGAACCAAUUCAAGAAAAGGAGGAAGGUACCACGGAAGAUAUGAUGAGUCUUAAAAGUGAAAUUUCUUUCGAAUCAUCAGCAGUCCCAGUGGAUGACUCCGUGAUUUACCAUGGAGAGAAUAUUAUUAGCCAGACUAUUGACAAUGAUGGUUUCGAAUUGGCGAUUCCCGAUGAUGAUGGUGAGAUCCACAAGAAGGAAAAUAUUUUGGAUGAUGUGAUUUUGGAAGAAAGCAGUAGUAUCAUGGAUGAUGAAAAUGGAGGUUCUCCAAGUUACUCUAAUGAUCUUUCCAUCAAUAUUUUAACCUCUUCUGAUAUCUAUGAUCAUGGUGACUUGAACUCCAAUGACUAUGAAGAGGAUGAAGAAAUAUCUCUUCUGGAAUCCGAUUAUGAGAAAUUGAAAUCGUUAAUGAAAGUCCAUGGGAUCCUGAACGGUAUGGGUGACCAGUAUUUGCACCUUCAAAGCUUGGAAGAACAGCCAAUAAUGAAAUUGUUAUUGGGGAACCAUACAGAAGGAAGAAUGUUGUUACCUUGGAAAGAAGAAGAUGAUGUUGAUUAG
Molecule: messenger RNA, 2505 nt
Organism: Saccharomycopsis crataegensis
Lineage: Eukaryota; Fungi; Ascomycota; Saccharomycetes; Ascoideales; Saccharomycopsidaceae
Exons: 1
Coding region: 1-2505 (834 amino acids)
Source: RefSeq, a predicted model, not a curated record